AGCUCUUUCUGCUGUAUUGAAAGGAAUGCAUGGAGUCUUCUCUGAAGGAUGAGGGCUGCCGGCUUCUUGAUGGUUAGCCCUGCUGUAGUGCCAGGUCCUGUUGUAACCUCCCUUUUCUUCCACUGCUCCAGUACUGCUAUUCCCAUAAUAAUACCCUCUGGGCUGAUUGUGCCCCAGAGUGGGCUCUGUAACUUUAGGGUUCCCUUCACCAUAAAUAUUACAUUCUCCUCAGCUCCCAGCUUUGUGGCUAUGGCAGUGGGGUUAAAUGCAAAUAGCUCCCCAAACACACAUCUCCCACCACAGGCUGCUUAGAGGGCGUGGGAAUGCUAUUGGCAGCUGAGCUGUAGCAAGCGUCUCCAGAGGAGUUCUCCACUUUGGAUUUGAAAGCAGGGAUAGAGCAUGAACACAGUGAGCUUUGAUAGAUUGAUGUGCGUGUUGGCUGGGAGGAAACUGAAAUAUCUAUUAGGCAGACAUCUCUGGUGGUAGAUUAGUAUUAAGCUAUAUGCAGUUCGUAAAGGGAAUGAACACUGAAACCACAGAGGUAAUAGUGGUGCCUGAGUACUUGUGUCAGGAUGGCAUCUACCACUCUCGAGCAAAGCCAGGACUCUCUGGAACUAGGGGCUGAUAACUGCAAAGGACCUAGGGACUGAUAAUUGUAGAGUCCCUGCCCCAGGGAUUUUUGCAGUUUAAAAUUUAAACACCUGUAGUCUGUAGUCUGUGAAUGUCCUUCCUGCAGUAAACGGAUCGCAUGCGUGUGUGUGCGCAUGUGCAAUGCAUGUGUGUGUAUGAAUAGCUUCCCUGUGGGGGGAGUUAGUGCUGCUCACGUGCGAGUCCUCAGCGCUCUCCUGCUCCUAGUCAAGGGAUCAAGGGAGUCUUUCCUUUCCGUCCUUGUGGACAAUGUUUUGUGUUGCUGAAACAGGGGGCUGAGAGGCCUAUCUGCUACAGGGCUGUGAAGCACCAGAAACUGACUGUUUUGCUCGCCUUGGUGACACUGGUGUCCACCUUCGGAUCGUCCUUCCAGUACGGUUACAAUGUCUCCGUGAUCAACUCUCCCGCUCCGUUCAUGCAAAACUUCUACAACCAAACCUACAUGGACAGGUAUGGCACCUACAUGGACAGCAACUUCCGGACACUGCUCUGGUCUCUCACCGUGUCCAUGUUCCCACUUGGAGGCUUCUUUGGGUCCCUGCUGGUUGGUCCUCUGGUGAACAAUUGUGGCAGAAAGGGCACUUUACUGAUAAAUAAUCUCUUCUCCAUUGUCCCCGCAAUCCUCAUGGGGACCUCGGAGGUGGCAAAGACCUUUGAGGGGAUUAUUCUUUCCCGAAUCAUCAUUGGAAUAAAUGCAGGCCUGUCUUCUAAUGUUGUUCCCAUGUACCUGGGAGAGAUGUCCCCCAAAAACCUGAGAGGUGCCAUUGGAGUGGUGCCCCAGCUCUUCAUCACCAUUGGGAUACUUGUAGCUCAGAUCCUUGGUCUCAAAAGCAUCCUAGGAAAUCGUGAAGGCUGGCCGGUGUUGCUGGGGCUGACUGGCAUCCCGGCAGCUGUGGAGCUCAUCCUAUUGCCCUUCUUCCCAGAGAGCCCCAGGUACCUCCUGAUACAGAAGGGAGAUGAAGAACAAGCCAGGAAAGCACUGCAAAGGUUGAGAGGCCGGGACAAUGUGGAUGAUGAGAUUGAGGAGAUGUGUCAAGAAGACCAGUCGGAGAAGCAGGAAGGGCGUCUAUCUGUGAUGAACCUCUGCACCUUCCAGGCCCUGCGGUGGCAGCUCAUCUCUAUCAUUGUCAUGAUGAUGGGCCAGCAGCUCUCUGGGAUCAACGCGGUCUUCUACUACGCAGACAGAAUCUUUGAGUCGUCUGGUGUGGAGGCGAACGCAGUGCAGUACGUUACUGUGGGGAUAGGCGCCGUCAACGUGGUCAUGACCUGCCUUGCGGUUUUCAUCAUUGAGCUGGUGGGGAGGAGGAUUCUGCUUCUUGUCGGCUUUGGGAUGUGCUGCGUCUCCUGCGCCGUGCUAACGAUGGCCCUGAACCUCCAGACCAGUGUUCCCUGGAUGCCAUAUAUCAGCAUAGCCAGUGUCAUCGCCUAUAUCAUUGGACAUGCUAUUGGGGCAAGCCCCAUCCCUUUUGUACUGAUCACCGAGAUGUUCCUUCAGUCAUCCCGGCCUGCAGCAUUCAUGGUGGGUGGAUCUGUACACUGGCUCUGCAACUUCACUGUGGGGCUCGUGUUCCUCUAUAUGCAGCAAGCGCUUGGGGCUUACAGUUUUCUCAUCUUCUGCGUCAUCUGCCUGGCCACCGUCAUUUACAUCUUCUUCAUUGUUCCUGAAACCAAGAACAAAACCUUCAUGGAGAUCAACCAGAUCAUGGCCAAAAGGAAUGGGGUGGAAGUAACAGUGGACAAAGAGGAGCUCAUGGAUAUCAACACUAUCCCAGGGACUUGGAAUGAGAAGAAAGAGGUCACCACGAACAGUAGCCUCUAACCCACCUCAGCAUUUGAUGGACCCCGUGGUGACCAAGGGUUCUCUUCAGUGGGGGAGCAGGUGUCUUACCCGACUUGUGCUUUUCCAUUCAGACUGUCUCUGCACAUCUUCUGCAGCAAGAGUAUGUCCAAAGCAGGCAGCGAGCUGUCUCUUUAGCUAUCCCCUGCCAGCACUAGCACAAAUGUUGCUGCUAGUGAAUGAUUUUUGAAAGGUUAAUCUCUUUCCUCUGUGUUGACAGCUGAUUCUGGAGCCCUGAGUCAAACCCUGCAACGUGUCCAGCCCCUGGGUCCAGAGGCAGCACUUCCAAGGUGCUAUUUAGACACUGGCUAUCCAUCGUUCCUGUGCAAGAGGAAAAAAUAGCGUCCAUCUCAGAGGCAGGGAAACUGAGGCAAGGAAUUGGCCGAUCCAAGUUUACAGAGUGAGUCAGCAGUGCAGCCAGAGUUAGUACUCUGAGAUCCCUGACCCUCAGCCUGCACUCUGGCCCAUAGAAAAUGCUGCUUCUCGCAGUUUAAUAUACCUAGUGUGGUUGCCUGCACAUACCAAGUGCCACGUAUAACAGUCUGGGGACCAGCCAGAGACCAGAGCCAGAGACGCAGGGUUUAGUGAAAUCCUAGUGGCAGAUGGUCAUUUUGCCAUUUCUCAUGGAGCCAGAAACAAGGACUGUGGCCAGAAAAGGUAGCAAGACCUCAAAUUACUAAGUGAAGUGGGAUAACUCUGCACGCCCAAUCUGCUCUGUUCAGAGCAAGGCUUCAACGUGUGUGUGUGUGUGUGUGUGUGUGUGUGUGUGUCUGGGUGGCUCUAAUGGAAAUGGAGACCAAGAGGACUUGGUUUUUCAGGCAGGUCUUAAGGCUGAGCCUUCCUUCUAGCACCAGCACCUACUUCCAUGUGCAAUUUAAAUAUUUUGGGCAUCUCUUAAAAAAAAAAAAAAAAAGAUGGUACCCAGGUGCCUGAGCACCUUUCCUAUUGGUGCAAUCCAGUAUUAGCUCUGCCAAGGUGACCCGCAUUGAACCCACAAAAAUGAGAUCCUGAAAUCCUGGCCCAAGGGGACAUCCAAAGGACUGGGUGAGAAUGAAUCUGAAACCAUCCAGGCGAUGCAGGAAAGCAGGCAUGCCCGGGAGGGAGAAUGGUGGUCUGUGACCAUGUUGCUAAAGCCACAGUCGAUCUUUGAUAGACUUUUUGUCUUGGUGCCAUUCCAUAGGUCCCAUUCUGGUCCUAACUCCCUUUCAUUCCUUCAAUUCAUUUGCGUUAUUCCUGAUUUACAUUGGUGUGACUGAGAGAAGAAUCAGACUCAUGAAGUGCCAGUCCCCUGAAUCAGCAGCUUUCUACAAAACUUCCUCGGUCACAGUAGUCAGAAAACUAUUAAACCUCUGAAAUCACCCAUGGAAAUCAGUCUCUUUCAGUAGAGGUUGGACAGAUCCUAAGAUUAGUCUUUCUACUUGUCUUCAGACCAAAUCCACCAGACAGGAACAGCUGCAGCCGUGAAGUGUUUGACAUCUGUUUCCCUCUUGGUGGCACUGCGCAAUUGUGUUUUUGUAACAAGGAGGCAAAAUAAACCCCCUUUGCUUCUAACAACACAGCACUUCUGGGAAAUCCAGCGUGUUCUCCAAAAACAUGACUGAUAAUUGUAAUGCUCCUUUAGUAUCUGGAGGAAAAGCCAUGACUUUAUGAAGGACCCAGAGGACAAUUCUCCAUCAUUGCUUGUUUGCAGUUGCUAUUUGCUUAAACAAAUGUAUGAAGCGCAUCUCAAUUUUGAUGUUAUAUGCAAACAAAUCCUUUAAGAUGGCGUGUGGGUACUGAUGGCUGCUUGCUGCAUCGUGUUUCUUGUCUCUUUUUACUGCCAGCAUAAUGUUGCUCUUAAGCUUGGAAAAUGGGAGAAAAACUGUUUCUAAUAUGCAGAGGAUGAGUUUGGACUCGUGUACAUGGGGGUAAUACUAGAAUAAUGCCAGGGGGAUCUGCUGAAGGGAGAGGAGAAUGAUAGCGAUAUACCAUAUCCCUAUGGUGUGUAAAGUUGCUUGUGAAAUAUGACAUCCCAGCUUUGAAGAAGAGAGAGGAGCUGAGGACCCAGUCAAACUGAUUCUUUUUGUAUCAUCAGAUCCAUUCUUGUAUGAACUUAGACCUGGUGGAAGAGGGCAGCCCCAGAGACACAAUCCCCAACCAAAUAGAGCAGGAAGGACUUAAACUCAGGUUCUCCCCAUCCCAGGAAAGGAAACUUAUUGCUGGUUUGGGCAUUUGUCCCUGCUGAAGAUGUUGCUGCCCUUCACUAACUUUAAGGUACAAAUGAAGGGAUGUGAAAUGGAGGGACUGCAGUGCUAAGAGCACAAGGGCGGUGGGGAAACUGGCCUUGGGCAAGCUAAAGGAUAGUGAUAUGGCUGCUAAUCUCUACCGGUAGUCUGCUGUUUAUGGAUGCCCAAACUCUAGCCUUUCAAAGAGCCAUUGUAAAAGACAAGCAGGUUUUUAGGUGUUUAAGCAGCAAGCAGGGGUUUUGGGCAAGUGCUUUGGGAUAGUCAGGUAAAGCCAGGAUGCAAUGGAACAAAAAGUCCGGGAUUAAAAUGCAGUAAAUGGAGUUCUGUCAGCGAUGCUGCAAUGGAGAAUGAGAGCAGGGUCAUGCCCACAAUGACCUUUCUCAUCUAAGAGAGAAACUCUCACCAGUGAAAGGGCAAGAUGAAUGCUAGCAGGACAUCCUUCAGUCCCUGUGGUACCUCCCUCCAAGCCCAGCUCCCUGGGUCCCCCCCAUCACAAGUGCCCCCCAGUAAAAAGAAAAUACAUGGUCUGUCCUGUGGGGCAGGCCAUAAAUUAAUGGCCUGUCCUCUUGGAAUGGAAACAAGGGACUUAAAUCUCCAGCUUCUCAAUCA
Messenger RNA from Alligator sinensis (Chinese alligator), 5319 nucleotides. RefSeq names its product solute carrier family 2, facilitated glucose transporter member 5. Gene Ontology annotation, molecular function: hexose transmembrane transporter activity. NCBI's taxonomy places the organism in Eukaryota, Metazoa, Chordata, Crocodylia, Alligatoridae. Bases 1064 to 2467 code for a protein of 467 amino acids. Gene Ontology annotation, cellular component: membrane. The record is from RefSeq and is a predicted model, not a curated record. Gene Ontology annotation, biological process: monosaccharide transmembrane transport. The transcript is spliced from 12 exons.